Molecule: messenger RNA, 469 nt
Organism: Rhizophagus irregularis DAOM 181602=DAOM 197198
Lineage: Eukaryota; Fungi; Glomeromycota; Glomeromycetes; Glomerales; Glomeraceae
Source: RefSeq, a predicted model, not a curated record
CUAAAUAUAUCUUGCAUAUAUCUUAGUAAUGACGCAAUGAUACCUCGCAAAAAUUCAAGGUUUCUGCAAAGUAAGCAAUUUCAUCAUCUGGUAUAAUUAGGGUAUCAAUCCAUGGUUUAUUAUGCAGAGCAUCAUGUAUCGUCUCCAUUCUGUUAUUAUUUUCGUAUAUCUUUUUAGUAUCAACCAACUGACAGAUAAUAAACGAGCUUCGAAAUCAAGGUCAGAUAUGUGUCAACAAGAUACUAUACUUUUCUAUGACUACUUUUGUGAGAUGAUUUUUACUGUAGUGCUGGCAUCGGAAUUCUAUAAAGAGCGAUUGCAGUAUUUGAUGUGGUUAGCUCAUGUUUGAUUUCACAUUUUUUAUGUUCGUCCGUUUGGCCAUCAACUAUCCCAUUGAUGAAUAACGUAAUGCAUUAUUAUGGAUAAAACGUUUACUAAAAAUUAUCGUUGAUCUACAACUCUUUCGGAA